Molecule: messenger RNA, 2939 nt
Organism: Epinephelus moara (kelp grouper)
Lineage: Eukaryota; Metazoa; Chordata; Actinopteri; Perciformes; Serranidae
Gene: clstn2a
Product: calsyntenin 2a
Exons: 18
Coding region: 68-2917 (949 amino acids)
Biological process (GO): positive regulation of synapse assembly; positive regulation of synaptic transmission; homophilic cell-cell adhesion
Cellular component (GO): postsynaptic membrane; cell surface
Molecular function (GO): calcium ion binding; kinesin binding; amyloid-beta binding
Source: RefSeq, a predicted model, not a curated record
GAGGUGAUCCAGGAUUUCGGGAAGAGGAGAGGACGGGGAGACAUCACCCACACACUGAGCGACAACCAUGCAGACACUCGGGGUCCCUGUUGUGCUGCUCUGGCUCAUCUGGGGCCACUCCUGCGCUCUCGGCGGAAAAGUGAACAAGCACAAGCCGUGGAUAGAAACAUCAUACCAUGGUGUGAUCACAGAGAACAUGGACACGGUGCUGCUGGACCCUCCGCUGGUAGCUCUAGACAAGGAUGCCCCAGUCCCCUAUGCUGGGGAGAUUUGUGCCUUUAAGAUCUAUGGUCAAGAUGCUCCGUUCGAGGCAGUUGUGUUGAAUCGCACAUCAGGAGAAGGAGUCCUGCGGGCCAGUCACCCUGUGGACUGUGAGAGCCAGAAAGAGUACACCUUCAUAAUCCAGGCCUACGACUGUGGGGCCGGACCCAGCGGGGCCGACUGGAAAAAAUCCCACAAGGCGGUGGUUCACAUCCAGGUGGAUGACGUCAAUGAGUUCUGCCCCGUGUUUCGGGAGCCGCUUUACAAGGCAUCGGUAACAGAGGGCAAAAUCUACGACAGCAUUUUGCAGGUGGAAGCUUGGGACCAAGACUGUUCACCACAGUACAGCCAGAUCUGCAACUAUGAGAUUGUCACUGCAGGGACGCCAUUUGCCAUAGACCGCAAUGGUAACAUCAGAAACACAGAGCGACUGAGCUAUGACAAGCAGCAGAGCUACAAGAUUAUGGUGACGGCCUUUGACUGUGGUCAGAAGAGAGCAAAGGAAGAUGUGGCUGUGCAUAUUGAUGUCAAGCCUGUCUGCAAACCAGGAUGGCAAGGUUGGAACAAGCGGGUGGACUAUGAGCCAGGGACUGGAAGCAGGCAGCUGUUUCCCAAGAUGCACUUGGAAACGUGUGGCGGUCCCCUGUCUGGCGUGAAGGCGAUGGUAGAGCUACAGACUAAUCACAUCGGGAAGGGCUGUGACCGGGAAACCUACUCUGAGAAAUCUCUGCAGAAACUCUGUGGUGCAGCAUCAGGCAGCACCGACCUCCUUCCUGCUCCCAGCCCUUCCACAAACUGGACAGCGUCUCUGCUGACUGACAGCGGCCGAGACAGUGACCUCAUCUACAGAUUCGACGGACGACAGGCUGCUAAUGUUCCAGAUCACGUGGUGCCCCAGAACCUGACAGACCAGUUCACCAUAGCAACGUGGAUGAAACACGGGCCCAGUCCAGGACUCAGAGCUGAGAAGGAAACCUUACUGUGUAACUCUGACAAGACCGAAAUGAACCGCCACCAUUACUCUCUGUACGUCCACAACUGCCGCCUGGUAUUCCUGCUCAGGAGAGAUUUCACUCAGGUCGACACUUUCAGGCCUGCCGAGUUCCACUGGAAACUGGAGCAGAUCUGUGACAAGGAAUGGCACUAUUAUGUGAUCAACGUGGAAUUUCCUGCAGUGACACUGUUUGUGGAUGGUGUCACCUAUGAACCCUACCUGGUGACGGAUGACUGGCCCAUCCACAGUGCCAAGAUUGAUACGCAGCUGACUGUGGGUGCCUGCUGGCAAGGUGGGGAGGUAGGGACCCCGAGGUUCACACAGUAUUUCCGUGGCAGCCUGUCAGGUCUGACAAUCCGACCAGGCCGCAUUGAAACCCAGAAGGUUAUUUCCUGUUUGCAAGCCUGCAAAGAAGGUCUUGAUAUUAACUCCCUUGAAAGUCUCGCAAAGGACAUCAAGUUUCAUUUUAACCCUGCCCAGUCUGUGCUGGUGGUGGAGGGAGAGGAUCUGGACAGCAUCAACACAGCCAUGACCAAGGUCUCCUACAUUAACUCUCGCCAGUUCCCUACGCCAGGCCUCCGACGGCUACACAUCACCACCUCAGUGCAGUGUUUCGGCGAGGACACGUGUCUCUCCAUCCCAGACAUCAAGUCAGUAGUUAUGGUCCUGCCGCCCAGUGAACCGAGAAUCACCAUUACAGGAUCUAAUCGGCUCGUCAGGCCUGCCAGUGACCUGCGGGGUCCGCUGGGUGUGGCACCCUUCAAAGAGCUUCACAUCACCAGCACAGUAAUGAAGGGAGACGGCUUCGGAGGAUCUCGCAGACCAGGUGUGAUGGAGGUGAUGCAUAACCUGGACUACUGCGAUGUGCUGGUAAUUGGCGACGAACUGAAUCCGGAGAGAGAGAGUCUGGAGAUUCAUCACAGUGUCUUGUUAGGAAAACACCUGGAUGCCACCAACUCCACCUCUGGAAUAUCAAUAUAUGGUGUGGACUCCAUGGCCCACUAUGAGCAAGCAAUGCGACAGGUGCGCUACAGGAACUGGCGACCUGCCACCUUGAGUGAGCGCAAGUUCAGACUCACCUGCUCUGAACUCAACGGGCGUUACACCAGCAAUGAGUUCAACUUGGAGGUCAGUGUUCUUCACCACUCAGCACCUGUGGAACAUGUCAAUCAUAUGGCUGCCCAACCUCAGUACAUGAGACCCGUCCAUCACCCACUCAUGAUACACACUCUCAACACACACAUGUCAGGACCAGCACCUCCAGCAGCCACAGUGGUUAUUGUGGUUUGUAUCGCUGCCCUGGUGGUGAUUGUGGUGAUUGGCGUGUACAGGAUCCACGCCACACAUCAGGAGGGUUCUAGAGACGACGAGGACGAGGUCAAAGACAGCGAAGAAGACUGGGACAACUCUGCACUCACCAUAACUGUCAACCCCAUGGAGAACAUAAGAGGAGCUCAGGCGCAAGAUGAGGAGGUAAAAGAAGAACGUGAGGAGGAGGAAGACGAAGAGGAGGAGGAGGAACAGGUGGGAGGAAUGACAAGUGCCGAGUCAGACAACAGUGAUGAAGACGAAGAGGGUGGAGAAGAUGUAGAGAGAGAAGAGAUUAAAGAGAGGAUGCAGAAGGGAAAACUAGAGUGGGACAGUUCCUCCAUAACAUACUGACCACACAUCCAUGUACCUGCAC